UUUUGUAUUGUGAUUAUGGCUUUGCCUGACAGCUGUCAAAAAAUAAACAAUUGUGUCAAUAAAUUGUUGAUUAAGUAUGGAAACUUGUUAUUAAAUGAAUCUCGGUUUCCCAAAAAUUCAUGUUAAAUAUGAAAGAGCGUGCUUAACUCGGCGUCGCGAUGUCAGGAGGCGACCGCAGUAAAAAGAAAACUCCGCGUACUCAGGGUUGGGAAGAAGCCGGAGCGGAGUUUUACCAAGAAAGUUACCCGUCCACCGACACCGAUUUCGAUGUGCUACAGCGCGAUCCGAGGCACCUGACCACACUUUUACCGAGCAAACAGAAUCGCGCGGUAGCCGCUACGAUAAAGCGUAUCAGAGGUGAUACGAAGACGUUCGGUCGACAUACACAUACCACGUUGAGAUCGCGACGUGGCUCGACCACUAAUCGUAGGGCGUCUACCACGGCCGAUAUACAGGUGUCUAUGCUGCCGGAUUUGUCGGAGAAUUUAUCCAACGAACAAAGAACUUGGGAGGAAAUUAUGCAGAUCAAGGCUUUACCCAUUUCGAUGGCGCAAAAGAAAGAAAUGAAGGCAAAAUUACAGAGUGAGCCGAAUUUACGACUGCAAGGCUUCGAACAGUUAAAGUGGAAGAGACGCAAGAUGUGGAAGAAAUUUCGAAUAUCCAUUAAGGAGUCGUAUUCGAAAUUGGAGCUGUGGAAGGGCGACUUGAAAAAGAUCGAGGGUAACUGCGGUACCGGCGUUGUCGCCUAUUUCUUAUUUAUAAAGUGGCUCCUGUUUUUAAAUUUCAGUAUUUUUUCGUUAGUCUUUCUGUUCGUCAUUUUACCUAGUAUUAUUUUUAAAAACGUCGAGCAAUGUGACGACUGCUGCUCGAGCGUCUAUUUCAAUCAGACGACCGACAGUAACAUCGUCCUUGAUUUGGUACAGGGUACGGGUCGAAUGGAACGGACGAUUUUGUUUUACGGCGUGUAUUCGAAUGAGACUUUUAGUUAUAAGGUGAACGGUGCUACGUUGUAUUACGACUUGCCUUUGGCGUAUAUUUCGGUUACGGUCAUUUACUUCUUGCUGUCGCUGUUCGCGAUCGUGAAGUCGGCCGCGAAGGGCUUUAAGGAGCGAUUAGUCGAGGGCGAAGGCCAAUUUUAUCAAUAUUGCAAUUUGAUCUUCGGCGGUUGGGACUUUUGCAUACAAAACGAGAAGACCGCCAAUAUGAAACACAAUGCGAUCUUCCACGAGAUUAAGGGCUUCUUGGAGGUUGAACGUCGCGAGGAGGAACGACAAAACCGUACGCAACAGGAACGAACUAAGCUGUUCGUGGUCAGGCUACUCGUUAACGUGAUCGUGAUCGUCGUUUUGGCCGCUUCGGCUGCGGCAAUUUAUUUUGUCUUUGAUUAUUCCACGAAGCAGGUAGCGAAUACGUUGAAAGAUGCCCUGUUCAGUUCGAGUUUCGAGAUGCUUUUCUACGAAUUCCUGCCGUCGUUGAGCAUCGUAUUUUUAAAUGUUAUCGUUCCGUUUGUGUUCGCGUUUUUAGUUAAUUUGGAAAAGUACAGCCCCUUGAAUGUUAUACGGAUCACUCUGGUGCGGACGGUUUUCCUGAGACUGUCAUCCUUGUGCGUGCUCUACGCGUCGUUGUACAUUAAAGUAGCGUGUGACGUGGAAAAUAUCAAUUCAUGCGUCAGCGCUGAUUGCGCGACCUGUUGGGAGUCUUUCGUCGGGCAGCAGAUCUACAAAUUGGUGCUUACGGACUUUGCGACGCACGCGAUUUUGACGUUCCUGGUUAAUUUUCCGCGCGCUCUCAUCGCAAGGAAUUGCACUAACAAGGCCGCGAAGUUUCUCGGCUCCCAAGAUUUCGAAUUGCCGAAGCACGUGCUUGACGUGAUCUACUCGCAGACGCUGUGCUGGUUGGGUUGCUUUUACUCGCCGCUGCUACCCGCGAUCGCGACGCUCGUGUGCUUUCUCAUGUUUUACAUAAAGAAGUUCGCUUGUCUAAUCAACAGCACCCCAAGCGUCACCAUUUACCGUGCCUCAAGAUCGAACUCGAUGUUUAUGAUUGUCCUACUAAUCAGCUACAUCUUCGCCGUCCUCCCCAUCGCGUACGGCAUCGGUGAGCUCCUCCCGUCGGAGUCGUGCGGGCCCUUUCGCGCGCUCCCCACGGUUUGGUCGUACAUCGUCAACAUUUUUGGAACCUCCCCAAUGUGGCUGCAGAGCAUUUUAUUUUUCGUGAGUACCGCCGGAUUCGCUGUACCAGCGUUCGUAGUACUAACACUCCUAGUCUACUACUACUGGGCGGUUAACUCCGCAAACCGUCAUAUGGUUACAGUUCUGAAAAAUCAGUUGGUGCUCGAAGGGCACGACAAACAGUUUCUGUUAGACAGACUCAGUAUGUUCAUUAAGCAACAGCAAGAGUCCCAAAAACGUCUCAGACACGCGGAGAUGAUGAAAGACGGGGAACGAAUCGUGUCCAGUAACUGAACGACCAGUUUUGUAUAUAUAGGUCCCUUAUCUAGCCGUAGAUCAAUCGUAGUUCCACUUAGUUCAAUUUGACUGACCAACGUUAAGCCAAAUGUAAACCUGCCAAAGCGCGUUCUUUGAUCUCCGCAUCAUUUUUGCCGUACGCUCAAAUUUUACAGGCUUAGUAAUAGGACACUUUCAUUUUUGUGAUAUUUAUUUAUGUAAUUUAAUUAAAUCCAUUUUUGUAAAUUAUGAUGAAUGUAGCUGAAAUAAAAGAUUUUACAAUUUG
Molecule: messenger RNA, 2733 nt
Organism: Photinus pyralis (common eastern firefly)
Lineage: Eukaryota; Metazoa; Arthropoda; Insecta; Coleoptera; Lampyridae
Product: transmembrane channel-like protein 7
Exons: 4
Coding region: 159-2465 (768 amino acids)
Cellular component (GO): plasma membrane
Molecular function (GO): mechanosensitive monoatomic ion channel activity
Source: RefSeq, a predicted model, not a curated record